UUAAACAUGGCGGUCUGUUUAGGAAAUGUGCCGACUGAAUCAAUCUAAAAAAGAUUUUAUCGAUAAAUAAGAGUGAAAACGCAGGUGCAAUCUCAUUUAUAAGAUGGAGGUGGAUACGAAUUUAUCCCCAGACGAUAUUAUAUUCUAUUCAGUAUUGUACUCUAGCGUCACUGUACUUUUCGGCAUGGCUGUCCUUUCCAAAUUUCUUACGAAUGAAUUUCGGUUUGGAUUUCGGUCUGUUUUGAGUUUGGUUGUGCUGUUUCUAGGCGAGCCGUUAUGCCAAUUUUUGGUGAAAGGUCCAUGGGGUCUAACCUGUUUUGCUGUUGGUUGUUUGUUUAUUUAUUCCAUUUUACCUGCCAGUCAUCUUCCAGUUGGAAAUAAAGCGGUUCUCAUAACAGGUUGUGAUACAGGAUUUGGUCAUGCAUUAGUAAAGAAAUUAGAUAGUAUAGGUAUGAGAGUGUUUGCUGGUUGUUUAGUUAAAGAUGGCCCUGGUGCCAUAAAAUUAAAAAAUAAAUGCUCUGAAAGAGUAACAUUUUUACAGUUAGAUUUAACAAAUAAUAAAGAAGUAGAAUUAGCAGUAGAAUAUAUACAACAACAAGUCUCUACAGAGGGUCUGUGGGGGUUAGUAAAUAAUGCUGGUGUAUGGUAUUGUUCCGAGCUGGAGAUGACAUCCGAGAAACUUAUGCGCCGUGUAAUGGAUGUUAAUCUAUUUGGAGCUGUCCGUAUAACGAAAGCUUGUUUACCCAUGAUACGAGCAUCAAAGGGUAGAAUUAUAAAUGUUUCUAGUCUAUUGGGUCGUGUAACAUUAGAAGGUAAUGGUGCAUAUUCUAUGUCGAAACAUGCUCUUGUAGCUUAUACAGAUACUCUACGACAAGAGAUGAGAAAAUGGGGAGUUCAAGUAGCUCUAAUAGAACCAACAGGUUUUUAUACUGGCAACAUGCAGGAGCAUGUGAUCAGAAGUCGUAAAGAGGAGGUCUGGGAUACUUUAGAUGAGGCGACAAAAGAUACGUACGGAAGAGAGUAUCUGGAUCAGAUAUGUUCACACAUUAUAGAUGGUACUCCACGAUUUUCAAGAGAUCUUACACCUGUUAUACGCUGUAUGCGUAGUAGCUUAUUGUCCAAACGACCACGUGAAAGAUACCCAUGUGGUGCAGGUGCUGAACUAUUAAUAACUUUAUAUCCAUUACUUCCUGUCUGGUUAGCAGACAAGUUAAUGGCUGCCAUAUCUUUAAUUCCUAGAAAUAUCACGCCCGCCAGUUUACAAAGCUAGUCAGCCGAAUUUCAUGUUUUCAAGAGAUAUAUUUUAUUUUCUUAUUAUAGCUUUUUAAGUUGUUGACUAUGAAGUUGUUUGUGUUUGUGUGUGAAUAAUUGAAAUCUUGUUUUUGUAUGUCGUUCAGAAAUCCUGUCUCUUUGGGGUGCUGGGUUUAAAAUCAGUUUUGUUACUUAUUAUAUUGAUGUACAGCUAAGACCACAUUCCACAUACAUCAUGUUGAACUUAUAUUUGGCCAAUUCUUGGUGGAUCACCAGUUGAGAAUCAGUAGUUCUUCUAGUUUCAAUCUUAAAGGGGCAUUAGGUAAAGAGCUGACAGUUCUCGGUAUAAUGGUUAAAAAAAAAAUAGAUAAUGAACAAGCAAUUUGUUGAAAUUACUUUCCUCUGAGCCUAGUUAUCGGUAUGUUAACACUUUAGCCUUGAUUGUCAUUGCUACCAUUGUUUCGAUAAUAAACAAAGUCUAGAUUAUCCAUUUUUACGGUUAUUUCAUCAACCACAAAACAUAUUCAAAUCUACUAAAUAUCUAAGCCAUUUGAUGGCAUCGACAGUUGAUUAUGGUCUUCGUAAGUUAGUUAUUGUCCAAUUAAUAAUUUAUAUAACAUUUAAGGUCUAAAGAAAGACCUGCAAUAGGCUGAUUUAGUUCAUGCAUAAUGUCUGUUUAAUUAUGUAAAUAAUUUUGACACAGGUUUAAGCCACUAAUCAUGAUUUCAGGGAUCUUGGAUCCUGUGUAAACUACAAUAUUGUGAAUAUUUAGUGCUUAAAAGCAAAUUCAGUACAAUAAUGGCUCAAGCCCAUUCAAUAUUCUCUAAGAUAUGAUGAAUUGAAAAUUUGGCAACAUUUAGCAUAUUCUGAAGGCAAUAAUAAAUAAGCUAACGAUAGCUACUGUAUGUGUUGGUUAAAAUAUUUUGAUGGGCCUCUUUUUAAUCAGAUUGAAAUCAAGAUAUUUUGGUUUUGUUUUCUCAAUUAAACUUUAAAUAAUCAAUUUGUGUCCUUUUUAACCUGGAUUAAGAUGUGAAAAAUUGGAUAUUGUCUGAAAAAUGCAAAUAAUGAUUAGCAUCUUUAGAGGGCCAAUCUCGAUUAUAUUUUGUAGAAUAAAACUGCUUAAUUUUGUGUUAAAAGACCUUAAAAUCCUCUACCUUAGGGCCGAGCAACUAACUCAAUAUACGUGAUACAUUUUCAAACAAUUUAAACCUGUUAGUCUUCAUCUGGAAAUGGAGUUCGGUGUCCUAAGCUGUAUUAUACAGUGUCUGGAUAAAACCAGACUUUUAUUUUAUAAAAAUAACAUGUAGAUGAAAUUUACCUUUCAUUAUCAAGUACAGCACAUGGGUCAUUCACUGUAUAGACCUCUAAAGGAAUGGCAAUAGAUUAUCAGGUCACCCAACGAAAAAAUUGACCCGAAAUCUUAAAACGGUUACGUGUCCGGAUAAGCAGUUUUGACGUUCACAUCCAAACGACUCAAUAUUUUGAUCUGAAAUUUUGAGACAAGGUAAAUACACCAUUCCUCUAUAUUUUGGUGUUUAAAUUUCAUACGUACACAGACUUUUAUUUCUGAGACUCUGUUAAAUUCGGGAUGGUCCCUUUACGGGAUGGUCCCUUUAAAAAUGUCUGAUAAAAGUGUAGGCAACCUGAUAUAAAUGUAUUUCAGUGUUGUGGUUUGUGGCUCUGGAUGUGUUUACAACUAUUCAUCAGAUCUUAUGCUGACAAAUGGCCACUAAUUGUUAUAUUAUUACUGUAAAACCUAAAAAAAAACGUAACUAAAUGAAUACCUAAGGUAAUUAAUACAUAAUUUUUUGACUAUUGGAAUAUAUGUGAACUAUCUGGCUUGUUGGGCCCUUAAGAUACUUGCUAACCAGACUUAAGGCCUUUGCAGUAUGGAAAUCAAUAGCAAAAAACCCCAAUGAUUGACCUGGAGACGAUGAGAUUACAAAUGUGUUUACUUGUUUAUAUAUAUAUUAUGUGUCUAUGUAAGUGUGAAAGUGUUGUUACGAGGGCAUUUUCUUUUUUUUCUUCAUUGACAUUCAAUAUUAGAAUUAGAAUUUUUUAUAUGGCAUUUAAAAAGUCUAGAGUAAAUGAAAAAGUUUGUGAAAAUAACCAAAGAAUGAAAUUUUAUGAUUUUAAAAUUUUAUUUUGAAGAAUGCUUUAAUUUUAAUAAACAUGAAAUAGAAAUAAGAAUUAUUGAUUGUAAGUUUAACCCUUUGAACCUGAGACGUCUCACUUGUUUGUGGCAUACAUUAGAGAUAAACUUAGAAAGCUGGAUUUCUAUACUUGUUUAUGUCAGACAUCUAGGCAAUAACUGUCUCAGCAACUCAUUGUAUUGACUGCAAAACGUUCAGGGACUCGGCGCUCUAAGGGUUAAUAAUAAAUAUGUUUUAUAAAAAUGACAUGUUAGAUUGUGCCUAUUUCUUUUUGAAGCUGGUAUUAGGUUUGAUUUUGACUUUUUUAUCAAAAAUGCUUGAAAUUUUAAUUAAUGUAUAUUCAACUGUAUUUGUAUGUAACCAAGAUUUUCAAACUAGUAUAAUUUCUAAUCAAAAUAUUUGUUAAUAUGAUGUGUUAUCGUAUUGUUAAUGAUAGUAGGAAGAUUAGUUUUAUUUGGAGUUAUGGUCCAUACUUCAUCUUUUUCUAUUGAAAGGAUUCAUUGUGUGUCAGUAUAUAUUUAUAGAGAAGUACAGAUAUAGGUAAAGCCUGAUUCCUGCCGUCAUCAAUCACCUAAAAUAUCUGUGUUUUGUGUAAAUUCUACUAGAUUGAAGAUGACUGAACAAGAACGGGGGUGGAUGGCCGAAUGGUUAGCAUGUGUGCGCUGUAUCAUAAAGUCUGUCAUUGAAUCAACUGGUGUGGUUUCGUUUCCCUGGUUGUACAUAACAAGGAGUACGGUCACCUGUCCAACCUCAAGGGUUUUCUCUGAAUUCUUGGGUUUCCUCCUACGCACAAGCGAAUUAUUGAAAUAAAAUUGACAAAAUGACCAAGUUUGUGUGGAGUGGAUGUUAAACCCCAUCUCUCUCUCUCUGGUUUCCUUCCUCUUCUAAAAGAACCCUGUGCACAUGCGACUUAUUGCAUUGACUCUAUACCAUAGUUAGUCUCUACAUUUAUAUUUUUGAGUGUUGAUUGUAAUGUUAUUGAAAUGGCCUGGUUAACUCUCUCUCUCUCUCUCUCUCUCUCUCUCUGUCUCUUUGAAUGAGAACAUGAUUGGUUAAACUGUAAUUGUCUUUAGAUCCAGUGAAUUUUGAUUUAAUCAUACAAAGGUCUGAAUGUAUUGAUUGAUCAAACUAUAAAUUGCUUUGUAUUUUAUGACAAUUCAAAGUCUGUUAUUAUACAAUGAAGACAAUUGUUUUUUUUAUGGGAACAUCCGAAAAGAAUAACAUGAUGUGUCCUUAUGAUCACUUAAAUGUGAUCAAAGGAGAUAUCGUUUGGACUGAAACCUUUAUGGAAGCAGUAAAAGUAGUGUAUGAUUUUUCAGGAAUAUCAUUUGAUUGAAACUAAAUUCUAUACAAUUGAUGUCGGUAGGAAUCAGGCUAUGAUAUUAUUAGUAACAAUAAGAGUUUUCAUAUCUAGUUGGCAGCAAUACAGCAUGCUAUUUACUCUUUUACAUUUUAAUGCUCAGUUUUACAUAGUUAUACUUUAAUAUUGAACUCCUAUCUCUUUAUCUAUCAAAGUUUAUAUGGACAUUAAUUAGCUAACACCUGGCAGUAUUAACCUAACAGGGUAGAAGCUCUGGUUAAAAUUUAAAUGUCUUCUACAACCAAGAAGGCCCUUUCACUUCCCAUUUUCAGUAUUAUGUAAGAUUUAAAUAAAGAACUGACCAUUCUUGCUUUCAUAGUUAAAAUAUAGAUAAUGAAAAAUGAAUAUAUUGAAAAUAUUGUUAAAUUACUUUAUUCUGAGCAAAGUUAUGAAUGUUUGAAAUUUUGACAAAAUGUAGUCUAUGUGAACAUAGUCUUGAUUCUCAAGUACCAUGUGACAAUAAUUAACAAAGUCUUGAUUAUUGAUUUCAACGUUAAAUUAUUAAAUAGCACGGCUAUUCUAAUCCAUUUAGUAUCUUGACCAUCUGAUACCCUAGAGAGUAGAUUAUAAGCUUGUCAUGUGAAUAAAUGUCUAAAUAUUGAUUGAUAUAACAUUUGAAGCCAGAGACAAAAAGAUCUCUAAUAGGCUGAUUUAGCACUCGCGUAACACUUCUUUUAGAACAUAUUUGGCAUUAUAAAAUGGUUAGUGUAAAAUGGUUAGUGUAUAUAAGUUUUCUAUAAUCAUGAGUAAAUUGUUAUUAAAGAUAUUUGUUUUUAUAAAGAUGGAUGAUGAUGAGAUAAUUUAUGUGAGUUAUUUAUUUAAUAUGUUAAUUGAAAUCAUCUCAUUAUACAUCAUACAUUAUUAUUUAUUAUUUGUCAUUUAUCUUUUGAAUGAAAUCAGUUUGUGCCAUUAAAUUUGUUAAGUCAGUAAAUUAUGUCACAUGGGCCAGUCAUGUUAAUUUCAUUAAAGUUUUCUGGGGUAAUUUAUUAUGUAGCAAUAUAGAUGUAGUUUAGUUAAUGCAUGUUUUUAAAAGUGAGAGAAGGGCUGAUCCAAGUUGAGUUCUCUUUUUUAUCCAGAUUUAAAAACUAAAUGUGUAAAAGUAAUAAAAUCAAAAAUAUAACAAUUUACCUCCCCACAUGGCAAAAAUAAAUGAACUCUCUCUGCGCAGUUUAUAGAAAGAGUGCUCUUUUGGGAUCCAUUUCCGUCAUUGGCUUGCUCUCGACUAUUAGUAAUUAGAUGAAGAAAAAUCUUUUUCAAAAUUUUGCAUCAUCUGUUAACCAUUUUUCAGGUUACUCAUUAAAUCGCAAAUAUUACGAGCGCUCUGUAACGGAACCCAGGCAGUUCUUUUUAUUUACAUUGUUUACAUGUGCAUCUAGAAACUUCCAAAUUUAUUUUUAGAAAAAUUAAAAAUGUAAAAGUUGAGCAAUGUUAAAUAGUGACAUGUAUUAUUUCCAAGCUACAUGUCGUACUGUGUAUAUUUGUUAAUUGGUGCAGUUUAUUUUAUUAUUUAUGUUUAGUUGGUAAAUAUUGCUAUUUUUAGAAAUACUAUUUUAUGCUUAAUUUGUUAUAUAUUGUUUGUAUACAUUAAAAAAGAAAAAAAA
Patella vulgata (common limpet) is the source of this 6365-nucleotide messenger RNA. Its product is annotated as retinol dehydrogenase 7. The record is from RefSeq and is a predicted model, not a curated record. The transcript has 6 exons. Bases 104 to 1270 code for a protein of 388 amino acids. Gene Ontology annotation, molecular function: oxidoreductase activity. NCBI's taxonomy places the organism in Eukaryota, Metazoa, Mollusca, Gastropoda, Patellidae.